GUUAAAGGCAGACACGAGAGAAUGGAAACUUUCUAUCAUCAACUGACUCAAGGCAGUGCCCUGCUGCUCAUCAUCAUUUUGGGCUUUGGAGGAAGCUUUCAGUCUGGUUACCAUAUAACUGGACUCAGUUCCCCUUCACCAUACAUUCAGCACUUCAUCAACAGCACCUGGUAUGACAGAUACAAAGAGCCUCCAGCUCCACAGAAGGUCACCAUGAUCUGGUCUCUUAUUGUCUCCAUGUAUGCUGUUGGGGGACUCUUUGGUGCUGUCAGUGUCAAACUCUUCUCGCGGAGACUGGGGAGAAAGCAAGCAAUGAUCUGCAACAGCUUGAUUUCCAUUAUUGGAGCAGUGAUAAUGCUGACAAGUAAGGAGGCGAAGUCCUUUGAAAUGAUCAUUGUGGCGAGGACGCUGUAUGGAUACUCUUCAGGUUUAGGAGUGAGCCUCCAUUUAAUGUACCUGGGGGAGAUUUCACCCAGGAAGAUCAGAGGCCGAGUGACUCUAACUUCAGCCACUUUUACUUCACUUGGUAAACUUUCAGGACAGUUUUUCGGAUUAAGUGAGAUUCUUGGCGGUCAGGACGUUUGGCACAUUCUCCUCUGUGUCCCUGUGUGUUUCUCCGUGGUUCAGGUUUUGGUGCUGCCUUUUCUUCCAGAGGCUCCCAGAUAUUUAUUUAUAGAGAAAGGAGAUGACAUAGCCUGCAAAAGCGCCCUCCAGAGUUUAUGGGGUAACAGUGACUAUAAGGAAGAAAUGGAAGAGAUGUUGAUUGAGCACAUGGCUCUUGAAGCUUCUCCACCAAAGAGCCCUCUGCAGCUGCUGAAGAACAGGACGGUGCGAUGGCAGCUCAUCACCAUGUUCGUCAUUUACUGUUGCAACCAGAUGUCAGGCAUGACAGCGAUCAGCACCUUCUCCUUCUUCCUGAAUGCUGGUGUUCCAAGAGACAAGAUCCGCUACGUCACUCUUGGUCUCGGAAUAUCUGAAAUCCUCACCUCCAUCUCCUGUAGUCUUGUGAUAGAAAAUACAGGGAGGAGGCCGUUGUUCUGGGGAGGAUAUGCUGUCAUGUCUGCUAUCUGGAUGGUGGUAACGGUCAUGUUAAACCUAAAGGAUUUAAGCUGGGUUCCCUACGCUACUUCUUCUCUUAUCUUCCUCUUCAUCAUCUCCUUUUGUGGAGGACCUGGGGCGGCUACAGCUACACUGAGCAGUGAGAUCUUCAUUCAGUCUGAUCGUCUUGCAGCUUUCGUUCUCAUGGGGCUGCAUCGUUGGUUCCUGUUCGCUGUGAUGGGCCUAAUUUUUCCAUUCAUCAUUGAUGCAUUCAGCUCAUACUGCUUUCUGCUGUUUGCUGGUGUGUGCGUGCCGGGCAGCCUUUAUACCUUCUUCCUCCUGCCUGAGACCAAAGGGAAGACUUUGGUGGACAUUUCAGAAGAGUUUAAAGCCAUUACGGUCUGUGGGAAAUCCUUCUUGGAGGAAGAAAAAGUGGAGACCAAGUUGUAAGCCUGGGGCAUCAUAGGAGACACUUUAAAUUGAAGAAAAAUGCAAUUUUUAUGCAAAACCUUUUUUUUUUUUUAAGAUUUAAAGGAUGCAUUUGGGAAUUUUUAUCUCAUUCAAAUUUCAUCCUUUUUUCUGUUUAAGUCAAUAGAUUUUCAAGGAUUGUUGAAUGCAACUUUUCUACAUCCAGUGCUGUACUAAGAUGUGUAAAAUGCUAAUUAUUCAAAUAAAUUAUAUUCUAACCAACGGCUUCUAGAUCAGUGGAGCUGAGCUGUCUUUCAUGCAACAAGUGACCAGGUGGAGAAACUAUCUCUGUGUCUGUAUCAUGUUUGUCUCUGAGUGGUCAGUUCACUCCUGCCUCCCCCUUUCUAGUAAUAAAUCAUCCACCGUUGCCUUUGGACUCUGCACUGUGUUGAC
Cyprinodon tularosa is the source of this 1899-nucleotide messenger RNA. It is a transcript of the gene slc2a9l1, whose product is annotated as solute carrier family 2 member 9, like 1. Gene Ontology annotation, cellular component: membrane. Gene Ontology annotation, molecular function: hexose transmembrane transporter activity. Lineage: Eukaryota; Metazoa; Chordata; Actinopteri; Cyprinodontiformes; Cyprinodontidae. The coding region runs from base 22 to 1488 and encodes 488 amino acids. The transcript is spliced from 12 exons. Gene Ontology annotation, biological process: monosaccharide transmembrane transport. The record is from RefSeq and is a predicted model, not a curated record.